AUGCUGCCCUGGAUCCUGCUCGCGUGGGCGGUGGCCUACUCCGCCCUCGCCGGGGCAUCUCGGCUUACCCCCUCUGUGCUGCCGCUGAUUGUCAGAAACCCGUAUCUCAGCACCUGGCUGGCCGAUGCGAGACAUGAGCCGUGGUCGUCAUGGCCUAUCUUCUGGACCGGACAGCAUAUGGGCAUGAGCAUCAUGGCCCAUGUACCCAGCACGGGGAACACCUAUCCCUUGCUUGGCCGGCCUCACGACUCCUUGGGGCCGAACAAUCCAAAUAACAGAUAUAAUGUAUCCUACGCUCAGUUUCUGGGGUCAAAAUACGAUGCCUCAACUACCAACAUGACGUACCUUAUCCAGCCAGAGGGUAAACACCUAGCCGGUGAAUCCGUGAAGAUAACCAUCACCUUUCUCUCGCCAAUUACUCCGACCUCGACCCUGCGCCAGUCUAUUCCUGCCGGUUAUGUCACCGUUCGCGUGGAGGGAAAUAUGAAUGUCAACAUAUACAUGGACAUGAACGGUGAAUGGGUCACAGGAGACCGUGGAAGCUCGCUUAUCUGGAAGAUGGAUAACAUUGUUGACACUAAGAAAGGGGAAUCUCUUUACCAGUGGCAGGUCAGCAGAAAGACAGAACAGCUCUUCACCGAGUUCCAGGACCGAGCAGAAUGGGGAAUGCUACACUUCCUUGCUCCCCAGGGAGUGAGAUAUGAAUCUGGAACAUCGAUGCUCUUGAGAACUAGAUUUGCAAGAACUGGUGUCUUGCAAAACAGAAAUGAUGAGCGUUUCCGUACCGUCAUGGAUGAGGAGCCGGUCUUUGCUUAUUCCAAGGCCUUCAAUCUGAAUGGAACAGAUGACGAGCCAAAUAUAGAGGCUAUCCAUGAUGAAGUCACCUUCACCAUUGCUCAUACCCAGGAUCCUGUUGUCCAGUUUGCCUCUGCCCGUGGUUUGACUCUUAUGAAGCCCCUCUGGGAGUCAUAUUUCCCAGAUGUGAAGAGUCUGCUCAAUUUCCACUAUUUUGAUUUGGACAAAGCCAGGAUUCUUGCGCAUAGAUAUUCGAACCAGCUUGCAAGAGAUGCCCAGCUAUCUGCUGCUGAAGACUAUGUAGAUGUCGUUUCUCUUACCGCCAGGCAAGUCCUCGGUGCCACCUCCUUCUCCGGAACCUCAGAUAAUCCACUUCUCUUCCUCAAGGAGAUUUCUUCCAAUGGAAAUUGCCAGACUGUAGACGUCAUAUUCCCUUCGUUCCCAUUUUUCCUCUAUACCAACCCCAGGUGGUUAGCGUAUCUCCUGGAGCCAUUAAUCGAGCAUAUGCUAAGUGGACAAUACCCUAACAACUACUCCAUGCAUGAUCUGGGUGCCCACUUCCCCAAUAUGACCGGACAUCCGGAUGGAAAGGAUGAGUACAUGCCUGUCGAGGAAUGCGGUAAUAUGCUUAUCAUGGGUCUGUCUAUUGUCAAUUCCCUAAGAUUCCCACCAGAGGCCAAUACUACUGCUCCCCGGUAUCCAGGCACCCUCGAGGCCCGAGACGCUGAACCAGAUGUUGUUGGACUGUUCCCUCUUCGUGAUCUUCAGACAGUUGGUGGUAUUGACAGACUCGAUAGCGUCUGGGGUGUCGGGCCCGAUGCCACAAACUUGGCGCGGAAAUGGGUUGAGAAAUCGUAUAGGCUUUGGAGACAGUGGACUGGUUACCUUGUUGAGUUUUCUCUAGAGCCGCAUAACCAACUCUCCACUGACGACUUUGCUGGAUGGCUUGCGCUUCAAACCAAUCUUGCCCUCAAGGGUAUCGUUGGUAUAAAUGCAAUGAGCGAGAUGUCUAACUUUGUUGGAAAGACUGAUGACUAUAAAUAUUUCAAGAACAUUUCCGAUACCUAUAUCACCAAAUGGGAAGGCUUUGGAUUCUCCAGAGACGGCACCCACGCCAAACUCUCAUAUGACUGGUAUGGCUCCUGGACUACCCUAUACAACAUGUUUGCGGAUGCCCUUCUCUGCUUCCAUCUUGACGGAACGGAGUAUGAUACCCACCCCCGUACACUUGACGAUCAGGAACCAAUAGCUCCACCCCCAGGCAAAAUUGGUUUCAUCCCAAGGCGCGUCUAUGAGAAACAAUCAAAGUGGUACACCACUGUACGCCAGAAGUAUGGCCUCCCACUUGACAGCCGUCAUCUCUACACGAAGUCCGAUUGGGAGUUCUUUUCCAUGGCGGUUUCCAGUCCCUCCGUGCGAAGUGAAAUCCUCCAAUCGUACGCCAAAUGGGUCAAUGAAACCUCUACCGAUCAUCCUCUUACCGAUCUGUACAAGACGGAAGAAGAUGGAGGCUAUCCGGGACCAAACUUCUUUGCUAGACCCGUCGUUGGUGGGCAUUUUGCCUUCCUUGCCUUGGAGAAGGCGUGCAAUGGUAAGGCCACCGAUGGGCUUAAAUUCUUGGAUGACAAGGAUAACAACUCCCCCGAGGAUGCCCCGGAGGACGCCCCCGAGGACGGUGUCCACAAUGGUGAUGCCGAUAAAGAAGACUCUCAGUCCCCUAUCCAAGACUCAGCUGGCUCGGAGGUGAAAGUCGGAGAUCAAGCUCAGUUCCCCAUCCAAGACAUGGAUGACUCGCAGAUGACUAUCGUUAAUGAGGAUGACUAA
Messenger RNA from Trichophyton rubrum CBS 118892, 2619 nucleotides. RefSeq lists its product as uncharacterized. Bases 1 to 2619 code for a protein of 872 amino acids. The transcript has 5 exons. The record is from RefSeq and is a predicted model, not a curated record. NCBI's taxonomy places the organism in Eukaryota, Fungi, Ascomycota, Eurotiomycetes, Onygenales, Arthrodermataceae.